GCCUCUGCAUCAAACUUGUAACUUACUAACCCUUUUCACGGUAAUUUCUUUAGUUGGCCUAUGGUCCUGGACAGUGCCAGAUGUUUUCCGCAAACUCAAGAGCAAGAGAGGCAGCAGACGGAGAGGCUAGGCAGCCUCUGCUGAAUGCUUCACACGAGGAUGUUUCAGCGGAUACAAACCAAGUUGCCUUUUCAGUGGACGACGAGGACUCAGAAAGCAGUAGUGGAGAGCCCUGGUCGGCAGUGCGGAGGACAGAACGGGGUGUCAGAUUUCGGGAUGAAGUGCACACCUUUACGGUCCACAAUACAGAGCCGGGAGGUGGUGCCUGUACAGAAUAUGAAUUGGACUCGGACGACUUUGAUGAUGCUUCACUAGCUGAUAUCCAAUGCAAACAAAGGCACUCUCGUGGGGCUCCACGACGAGAACACACCAUGCCUUUACUGGUUGGCCUCAUGGAUGCUUCGGCUGCAAGGAGAACGCCAGACACAGUUAUUCCUAUGUAUGAAACAGAUAGUAUGGAGAAUGGAGAACUUAGGAACGUAGACCUCGAUGACCUUGCUAAAAAAACAGUGGAAUUAUUGGUUGGUCAGGAUGCAAUUUCAGCAACAGAUUUGGCUAAUACUGCGGUAGGUUUACCAUAUGCAGUCAAUCAAGCAGGCUUCUUUCUUGGCAUUGUUCUCCUGGUCGUCAUUUGUGCUGUCACCGAUUGGACUAUCCGAUUGGUUGUCAUCAACGCUAAACUAAGCAGCAGAACCUCUUACAUCGAAGUCAUGAACAGUCGUUUUGGUCCCAGUGGUCGUGCAGCCGUUUCAUUCUUUCAGUUCUCAUUUGCUUUUUGUGGCAUGUAUGCAUUGGCAACCAGUCAGAUGCUGGAUGGGCUUGCUGCUACGGGGCAACUCGCCGAAUGGUCAGCCUUUCCGCCUUCUCUACAUCCUUUCACUAGUACUAUCAUGGCAUGGAAUGCCUAUGAGCGAGGCCUGGGGGAGGAUCGGGGAUGA
Messenger RNA from Suillus plorans, 998 nucleotides. RefSeq lists its product as uncharacterized. Gene Ontology annotation, cellular component: endoplasmic reticulum. Gene Ontology annotation, molecular function: amino acid transmembrane transporter activity. The coding region runs from base 81 to 998 and encodes 305 amino acids. NCBI's taxonomy places the organism in Eukaryota, Fungi, Basidiomycota, Agaricomycetes, Boletales, Suillaceae. The record is from RefSeq and is a predicted model, not a curated record. Gene Ontology annotation, biological process: amino acid transmembrane transport. The transcript is spliced from 6 exons.